Messenger RNA from Cherax quadricarinatus, 1100 nucleotides. Lineage: Eukaryota; Metazoa; Arthropoda; Malacostraca; Decapoda; Parastacidae. The record is from RefSeq and is a predicted model, not a curated record.
GGCCCCUCAACUCGUCAUCGACAUUAACCAUACCACUGUGUUGGUGGAAGCGCAGAAGCGAAGCCUGGUAUUAUUUCGAGGGAGAAAUGGUUCCGGAUCCGCUAUCCGAGAGGAGGACCUUUGGCAGGGUGGGCUGCACAUGCUGGUGAUAAACCCACACACCAGCCAGGUCACCUUCAAGCCAGAUGUUCCAGACGAGCGACUUUGGGGGUCACCGAGACCUCUCGUGGUCGCUGCGGACCAUCCAGCACGGUAGACUUGUCGUCCUGACCUCCGUGCACGAUGGCUCGCUGCACUUGGGGCCAGCAAGGCAAAACCUCCACGCCCUUGGGUCUGAAUGGGCACUCCACUACCUCUUCAGGGACUCCUGGGCAUGGGUCUUCUUUAUGGGUGGCAGAACCCUGGCGGAGACCAUCAAUCCUAACAUGGGGAAUUCGAGCGUAGCCGCUUCGCCUCUGAUGCUGCGGGUCGAAAUUCCCCAGUCGUCACCUGCAGAAAGCAGAUUUGCAGAAACCGUAAGUCCUAUCAUGGAGAAUUCGAGUGUGGCCGCUUUGCCUUUGCUGCUACGGGUCGAAGUUCCCCGAUCGUCGCUUGGAGAAGAAAUACUUACAGAAAGCAUCGGUCUUAGCAUGGAAAAUUUCAGUGUGCCCACCUCGUCUCUGCUGCAACAGGGACAGAGUCCCAUAUCAUUACAUGAAGAACCAUUUUCAGAAAAAGGGGAUCAAAGAUCAAAAAUUCAAAAGGUCACAAAAGACCUGCCUGUAAAAGGCAAAGAACAAAAAGAGACGCCGAGGACUGGAGCAAAAGCGGAAGGAAGAGAUAAAGAAUUAAAAAAACAUGAAUCACUUAAUGAGGAAUCACUCUACAAAGGGAAAACAGGAAACACAUUAGACACUAUAGGAAUGCUGGAUAAUAGUGAUGACGUCGUGAAGAAUGGCACCCAAUGGGACCAGCACAAGAAAGAAGAAAUCAUGAAGAAGGACACGGUAAAGGCUGUCGAUGAAGUGAUGGAGGGUGAAGCCAUGACCCCACUGGAGAGAAGAUAUCCCCAUCAUCAUUCUGGCUGGCAACAGAACCCGCUAUCUCUACAGGUAAGAUAG